GAGUGAAACAAAAAGUAUAGUAGAAGAAUAUAGAGUUAGUUUUACUAAUAAAUACACAAAGGUUAAGUGGAAAGUAGAAAAGAUUCCCUAAAACACUCACCACCUGUUGUCAUUCCCAAAAUCCAACCUUUUUACUCCUACUUUCCUCUAUAUUUCUUCCUUCUUCUUCUCCAAAAAAAAUUCUCCAUAAAAUUCUAAGCAAAACCCAUAAAUUUUCUUUGAUUUUUGAGUAUUAAUAACCAUGGAAGCUGUGUUCAAAACCCAGAGUUUGUUCUUGAAGUUAUGGGGUUUGUUGGCAGUUGUUCUUGCUGUAGCUGUGGCUGUAAAGGGGAAUUCAGAAGGGGAUGCUUUGUACGCCCUCCGCCGGAGCUUAUCUGACCCGGGUAACGUGUUACAGAGCUGGGAUCCAAAUCUUGUUAACCCUUGUACCUGGUUUCAUGUCACUUGCAACGGAGAUAAUCAAGUUACUCGUGUGGAUCUUGGGAACUCAAAGUUAUCUGGUCAUUUGGUACCUGAGCUCGGAAAGCUUGAACAUCUACAGUAUCUGGAGCUUUACAAAAAUAAUAUUCAGGGAACCAUCCCUAAGGAGCUCGGUAACUUGAAGAGCCUUAUUAGUCUGGAUCUGUACAACAACAAUAUUUCGGGGACAAUUCCUACUUCACUUGGAAACCUGAAAAACCUUGUUUUCUUGCGUCUAAAUGAUAACAAGCUAACAGGACCAAUCCCAAGAGAACUUACUAGCAUUUCUAGCCUGAAAGUUGUGGAUGUCUCGAAUAAUGAUUUGUGUGGAACAAUUCCUACUUCUGGUCCAUUUGAGCAUAUUCCUCUAAACAAUUUCGAGCACAAUCCUCGACUUGAAGGUCCGGAGUUGUUGGGACUCGCUACCUACGACACCAACUGCUCUUAGAAGCUUGAUGAAUAGCUUCAGAAGAAGCGCCACUUUAGUGGACGUUUAACAAAUUCCCCUGAACCUUGUUUAUUGGUGUACUUACAGUGUGUCCAAAGUUGUAACUCUAAGCAAAAAUAUGGUGUAUGUAGGUUAUUACUGAGUUAAGGUAUGUGUGUAAAACAAUCUCUAUACUGCUACCAACUGUUGAUGUAUUUCAUAUUUUAAUGUCUAGUGAAAUGGUUCAGUGGGAUUAAAAA
Molecule: messenger RNA, 1146 nt
Organism: Solanum lycopersicum (tomato)
Lineage: Eukaryota; Viridiplantae; Streptophyta; Magnoliopsida; Solanales; Solanaceae
Gene: LRP
Product: leucine-rich repeat protein
Molecular function (GO): protein binding
Source: RefSeq, marked validated